GAACCAUCCAAGUGUUUGUUCCGACCUUCUCUUACGCACCUCCCGCUUCUUCAACCUCGUUUCCUCUCAUUCCCAACAACUUCCCCCACCGCCCCUCUCUGUCUCUCUUUCUCUCUUUCUCCUUCUGCCACAAACUCAUUUGGUUUCUGCUUUGUUUUCUGCUUUUUUUAAGAAGUCCAUUUGCACCUCAUUGGGUGAAUCCUUCUUUUUGUUUCCAACUUUUUUGGGCAUUGUUUUCUUUUUUCUUGGGGGGAAUUUUUGGGGUGAAGACAAUGAUAAUUAAGAGCUGGGUCCUGUUAGGAUUGAUGCGAGGAUGACUAAAAUGCGUGGCAUGGAAUUUGGGGUGGUGAAUUCAACUUCAGUUUCACGUACGGCGGGUUCAUGGCCUCAAUCCUCUGUCCUCGAAUGGCGAUUCCACUCGCAGUCGGCAUUCGAGUCUUUCUGCAUUGCCUCCGAAGCCUUCUCAGAUCAUCUUCGUUGUCAAUUUCUUCUCGGGCUUGAUCUGCGGCGAUUGCUUUGAUUGUCCGUGGUGGAAGAAGAAAAGAAAAGGGGUUUUGGUCUUGGUAGGAAUGACAUCUGGUGCUAAACUGUUGAUGCCACCGAAUACUGGAGUGUUUGCGACGAUGGCAGAGCUGCCCGAGUCCAUGGCGGACCAUUUAGAGAAGGAUCCGACCGGUCGAUACGUUCGGUACAGUGAAGUCUUGGGCAGGGGUGCUUUCAAAACUGUUUUUAAGGCAUUUGAUGAAGUUGAUGGAAUAGAAGUUGCUUGGAACCAAGUGAGGAUUGAUGAUGUUUUGCAAUCACCAGAAGAUUUGGAAAAAUUGUAUUCUGAAGUGCAUCUGCUGAAAUUGUUGAAACAUGAUAAUAUCAUCAAGUUCUAUAAUUCUUGGGUGGAUGAUAAAAAGAAAACUGUGAAUAUGAUAACUGAGCUGUUCACAUCUGGAAGCCUGAGACAAUAUCGUAAGAAGCAUAAAAAUGUGGAUAUAAAGGCCAUAAAGAAUUGGGCAAGGCAGAUUCUCCGAGGUUUAGUCUAUCUGCAUGGUCAAAAUCCACCUGUUAUUCACAGGGACUUAAAAUGUGACAAUAUUUUUGUUAAUGGAAAUCAUGGAGAAGUUAAGAUUGGAGACCUCGGGUUGGCACUUGUAAUGCAGCAACCUACUGCUCGAAGUGUGAUUGGGACUCCUGAGUUUAUGGCUCCUGAGCUAUAUGAAGAAGAAUACAAUGAACUUGUCGACAUAUAUUCAUUUGGGAUGUGCAUUCUGGAGAUGGUUACUUUUGAGUACCCAUACAGUGAAUGCAGAAACCCAGCUCAAAUCUAUAAGAAAGUUACCUCGGGCAUUAAACCUGCUGCACUCAGUAAGGUGAGCGAUCCCCAAAUUAAGGAAUUUAUAGAGAAAUGUCUGGUUUCAGUAUCUGAAAGACUGUCAGCAAAGGAGCUUCUCCAAGACCAUUUCCUCCGAGCUGAGAAUCCAAAGGAACCAAUUCGUGAUCCCUUACAGUUACCUGAUCAAAGUCUCAAAGCAAAUAGUUUACCCAAGUCCGGCCCUCAUUCCAUGGACAUAGAUUCUGACUAUAAGCAGCUAUCUUUAAGCACAUGUACGGGAAGCAACAAUGGUAGUCCAAGCUGUCCAGUUUUAGAAUUUCAGAGGAAAAAUAAGAACAAUGAAUUUAGGUUAAGAGGGAAGAAAAAUGAUGACAGCUCAGUAUCAUUGACCUUGCGUAUUGCAGACUCUUCUGGUCGAGUGAGAAAUAUACACUUCCUCUUUUAUCUUGAUACAGAUACUGCACUUUCAGUGGCUGGCGAGAUGGUUGAACAACUGGAGUUGGCAGAUCAUGAUGUGGCGUUCAUAGCUGAGUUUAUUGAUUACUUGAUCAUGAAACUUCUUCCUGGAUGGAAGCCAUCAUCUGAUUACUCCUCAAGUGGAGCAGUAACUCCAUGUGGCAUUUCCCCAGUCAUUGAAGAUGGAAAAACAUUAAUGACUUGUCCAUGGGAUUCAAUGCUAACAGGUGGUCCAGAUGGGUUGGUGGUUGAGCAAGAUGUUCUGUCUGAGUUAAGUAUGUGUCCUCAGGAUGGUGGAGUACAGGCUGAGGAAGGUAGUGUGUGCAAUAAUGCUGACAGUACCAUUUGCCGUGGUGACUAUAAUUCUUCUCCAGGUUUGGCUAAUUUCGAGGAUGAACAUUCACAAGCAUCAGUUGCUUCAGAUAUACUGGUGGAAGCAUCUUCAACCAAACAUGGAAACGCAGCUGAAUCUAUUGAUUGUAAUCUUGAUGAAAGUCACAAACGAUUAAGUUGGUCUUUCUCUGAUUUAGAGCUUGGGGAUAAUACAUAUUAUGAUGACUGCAGAUUCCAACGAAUGGAUAGCAGUGGCACAGAGUGCGUUGUGGAUGAAUUUGCAAAGACAUCAGAGUUGUCAUUUCCUGUUCCGAGUGGAAAAUUCAAAAUGAUGAGUUUAACAAGCAGCUGUUCGUCACUGUACUUGGAAGACAAAGAUAUAGAUGUGGAGCUAAAGUUGGAACUUGAUGCAAUCGAGUCACAGUAUCAAAACUUGUUUCAGGAACUUUCUCAGAUGAGGGAAGAAGCAUUGGAGGCCACCAAAAGGCGAUGGAUGGCAAGGAAGAAACUGGCUGUCCAUUGAUUAAUAUUACUGAGGUUUCCUUUCUGGAAAAGUUUGGCAUUAUAAAGUCAAACUAUCAUUACUUUUUGUAAUCUGAUCACUGAACUAUCAAAGUUAUCACUUUGCCCUCCAAUGUGAAACAUAAUGUGCAAAUCUCCUCAUUAAAAUCUAAUCAUUUGACAGAUGAAAAUAGAUACGUGGCAGGGAACAGAUGACAAUGGAGGUGGUAGUUUGGAGGGUGAAACGAUCAUUUUGAUUGUUUGGUGAUCAUUUGAAAAAGGAGUCGUAUUUGAGAAGGUAAAUACAGUUCUCUUUUGUUUUCCUUGUAUUGUUCAAUUGUGUCAUUCUUAUCCAGAAGGUGCUUUGAAAUUUCUCUUCAAGGGCCGUGAUUAUAUGUUAACUGGAAACCAAGUAUUGGAUGCUUUUUCUUUUUGUCUUUGUGGAAGUUGUGGUCCCUCUGUGGUUUAAAUUUUUGUACUCUGAGGGAUCUCUCCAUGUUAACUUUGUUUGUGGGUGUAUAAAAAAGUUCUUGAAUUUGUUGAUUGUC
Messenger RNA from Carya illinoinensis, 3162 nucleotides. RefSeq names its product probable serine/threonine-protein kinase WNK10. The transcript has 8 exons. Gene Ontology annotation, molecular function: ATP binding; protein serine/threonine kinase activity. Gene Ontology annotation, cellular component: cytoplasm. The coding region runs from base 570 to 2636 and encodes 688 amino acids. Lineage: Eukaryota; Viridiplantae; Streptophyta; Magnoliopsida; Fagales; Juglandaceae. Gene Ontology annotation, biological process: protein phosphorylation; intracellular signal transduction. The record is from RefSeq and is a predicted model, not a curated record.